Messenger RNA from Sipha flava (yellow sugarcane aphid), 2183 nucleotides. RefSeq lists its product as uncharacterized. The record is from RefSeq and is a predicted model, not a curated record. The transcript has 3 exons. Bases 473 to 1780 code for a protein of 435 amino acids. NCBI's taxonomy places the organism in Eukaryota, Metazoa, Arthropoda, Insecta, Hemiptera, Aphididae.
GAAGGGGUCUGCUGCUGCUGCGUGUGCAUACACCUACCGGCGAUGAUAAGCCUCCGGCACAACACAUGUACGACUCGCGCACGUCGUUCAGUCCGCGCACGCACCAACAACAUACGCACUAUAUGUAUAUUUAAAACGCAUUUCUUCUUUAUUUUAUUUUUUUCCCCCGUCGCGUCAUUACAAUAAUCCCGAAAAGUGUCGCUCGCCCGACCCGGUGCAGUAACAUCCGCUCAGCUCGCAGUCCUCCUCGAGCUCCGUCCGUAACGCGUUCUUCGCCGUGUUUACACUUCAUCGUACACAUAUCGUAGUUAAAAAACAAAAGAAGUACACACGUGUUCAUUAUAUUUCUCUCGUCGUGAUAUUUUCCAGUGGAUUCGCGAAAUCCGAGUUCGUGCGCCACAGUGACCGGUUAUACCUCUGCUCUGCCGACGGAGCCCGUUUCCGACUAUAUAGUCCGAACGAAAUCCGCACGAUGAUGAUCUGUCACCGGUUCUUCCUGUUGACUGUCGCGUUUUUGGCUUUUUACAGCAUCGCCACCGUUGCCACUGCCACUUCAGGCCGAAACAUUUGCGACAUUUGCGCUUGUUCACCUGACAACGUAGCGCCGACGACGGUUAACUGUUUGUGUUCGAAUGCCUCCAGGACAAAGCUGCCCUCGUUCCGGCCGCAGGACGCAGAGGUGCUGUCGUCCGCGCGGGAACUGACGUUGGCCGGCUACGGGCUGGUGUCGCUACCGCCGUCCGGGCUGACGGCGUCCAAGUCACUGGCGCGCGUGACGGUGCGCGAUAUGAAGCUGUUUCACUACACGGCCGGCCUGUUCCCGGCGCUGGAGAGCCUGACCAUCGAGGACAUUGGCGAGCUGGUGCUGGACGGCUUCGGGCCGGCCAACCGCACGCUCCGGUACCUGACGCUCCGCCGGAUCGACUCCAUCAGGCUGGUGGCCGGCACGGUGACCGCGGCCUCGCCGCUGCGCCGCGUCAUCCUCGACCGGGUCAACGUGGACGAGAUCGAGACCGGCGCGCUGGACAUGAUGUUCGUCGGCCACCCGGACAACGGGCAGUCGUCCGCCGCUGACGGGUUCACCGUCGUCAACUGCACGAUCAAGUCGGUGAAGUCGGGUGGCGUGACGGUGCGAUCGGGCGCAGUGAGGAUCCUGAACAGCACGUUGGACGAGCUGGCGGCCAACGCGGUGGUGGCCGACGAGGCGCGCGACGUCGUCAGGCUGUCCGGAAACCGGCUGGGCGCAAUGGUGGGCAACAGCGUGAUCGUGCUGCAGUCGGACGGCGGCGACGUGAUCGUGGACGGGAACGCGUUCCGCACGCUGCCCGCCGACAUGCAACCGCUCAAGCUGGACCGGUCCGUGGAGUUCCGGGACAACUCGGUGGACAACGUGGACCUGUCGCCGUUCCUGUUCGGGUUGGGCGCCGGGGUGCGCGUGGCCGGCAACCGGUUCGUGUGCGACUGCGACCAGCGGCGCAUCAGCGUGCUGAAGAUGGACCAGGUGUUCCCAGGGCUACUGUCAGACGCGGACAACCGGAUGGACCAGCUGCUGGCCGACAACGGGUGCCAGCAACCGGCCAACACCACGCUGGCCGGCUACAGGGACAUGUUGAUCGGCCAGACGGUGUGUAAGGGCGCGACUGCGGCGGUCACCGGGCCGUCGUCCACGACGGAUCGGCCCGCCCCGACGGCCAACGGCGUCGCAGCCGCCAACCUGUCGAUUGCCGCAUGGAUCGUGGCACUCGCUGUCAUCGCCGCAUCCUGCCCGCGGUCCAGAUGAACUUCCCGCCCGACGGACGACCCCUCACCGUCCUCUGCCCCCUCACCAUCCCCUAACUAAUUGUAAUAAUCUUAAGGACAUAUUUUAUGGGCUCGCGGUAAUCACGCACGUCCAUGUUUGCAUACGUCACGUGACUUUUCAUCAUUAUCAUCGUCGUCACAUCAAAACGUACGCAAUUAUUAUUUAUAAGCGUAAUUCGUAUUCUAUUAUUAUUUUUACUAUUGUCCGUCGCGUCCGACCGUCCUUAUACUAUGACGAACGGACCACGUGCUCUUCUCGUACAACCGUAACAACUAUUAUUAUUCUAAUUAUUAUGCUCGUGUACAUUUUAAUAAUUAUUGUACUAAAUAACAUUAUUGUGUACUACUUUUCGAUGAAUUAAAACGUUUUGUAAAUCUUUUUA